UCCGGCUGUUUUCCUACAAAAUCAUUGUUAGUGCUCGAGUUGCAGCUUGCGUGUUGCAGAGCCUUGUCCAGACUUUCAACUAGAAAUUUGAGCUGAAAUGGCUUCGAACAUGGACAUCGACGAGGAGGAGAUGGAGAUGCCCUCGUCCAGCAGCUCCAGAGGAGAGAAGAAGCGUUUCGAAGUGAAAAAGUGGAACGCAGUUGCCUUGUGGGCGUGGGACAUUGUGGUGGACAACUGCGCCAUUUGCCGCAACCACAUUAUGGACCUGUGCAUCGAGUGCCAGGCAAACCAGGCCUCCGCCACCAGCGAAGAGUGCACCGUCGCCUGGGGAGUCUGCAACCACGCCUUCCACUUCCAUUGCAUCUCUCGUUGGCUGAAGACCCGCCAGGUCUGCCCGCUGGACAACAGAGAGUGGGAAUUCCAGAAGUACGGACACUAACCAUGAUGUACAUAUUUAAGGACUGCAGUGUCUUCGGCGCGGCAUUUUUCUUCUAAGAUAAAAUUGGUUUGAAUGAAGGCUCUAAAAGAUCAUAAUUACGUCUUCUUUUGCUAAAAUAAAAUUAAGGAAUAUGGUAAAUACAUAAA
This is a messenger RNA of Cloeon dipterum, 585 nucleotides long. RefSeq names its product RING-box protein 1A. NCBI's taxonomy places the organism in Eukaryota, Metazoa, Arthropoda, Insecta, Ephemeroptera, Baetidae. The coding region runs from base 98 to 439 and encodes 113 amino acids. The transcript has 5 exons. The record is from RefSeq and is a predicted model, not a curated record. Gene Ontology annotation, cellular component: cullin-RING ubiquitin ligase complex; nucleus. Gene Ontology annotation, biological process: protein ubiquitination; ubiquitin-dependent protein catabolic process. Gene Ontology annotation, molecular function: ubiquitin protein ligase activity; cullin family protein binding; zinc ion binding.